AUGGGAAACUAACAAGGGCAAUAAAACACAAGCGAAGAUAUUUAUGUCACAAACUAAAUUUAAACAGUCAAUUUGAGUGGAAUUUAAGAGUUAGAAGCAGAAUUUUUAAAUUAUAUAAAUGAUAAAAAGAGAAGGGAUAGAUGGUAAUCUUGUUUGAAAUAAUUUAAAAUAACUUCAAUGGAAGAUCUUAUCUCUGCCUAUGGGUUAGACAAAGAAAGCAAGGUUGGAAGACGUUGUAAUGAAGCUGAACAUUUAAUACUCAAUAAUUAUUUUUUGAAGAAAUAAAAAGAAUAUGAGGCAAAGUUUGAAGAAGAAAAACUGAUCACUCAGGAUUACAUUUCAGAGUAUUUAAAGACUAAUAAAAUCGAAAGUGACAUGAUAAGAUUUGAGGACAAGGACUACCAUAUAAGAAAUAUAUUAAUUGUUGGGAUAACUGGAUAAGGGAAAACUACUUUUAUCAAUAGCUUUAUUACUUAUCUAAAAGGAUUCAACACACAUAAGAGUUAUGAAAAUUUUCAUUCAAGAUUUUAUAUUGAUAAGCCUAAUAGCAAAGAUGUAAAAUCUCACACUUAAAAUGUUCAAUCCUAUUAAAUUAUAUAUGAAAACUAUAUAUUCAAUUUAAUCGAUACCCCAGGCCUAGGUGAUACUGAAGGCUUAGAAAAAGAUCAAAAGAUAGUAGAUGAUAUUGGAAAAUACCUUGAGUAGAAUCUCUUUAAGAAUAAUCAAAAUCUUCAUGCUGUAUUAAUAAUUUCAUAAUCAUCAACUCAAUAUGAAAUUAUUGAUAAUAAAUUAACACUUCUGUAAACUUCUAUGUUGAGUAUCCUAAAAUUAUUUGGAAAGUAAAUGAGCAGAUAUGCACAACAUUGUCUUUCAUUUUCAGAUUUCACAGCAGCCAAUACUUUAAAUUUUGAGAGUCCCAACUCUAUUUUCUAUUCAUUAACUGAGCAAUAAUUGUAAUUUAUUCAUGAAAAUUAACAAUAAGAACAUGAAAAAUCUAAUUAGUUUGAUGACCCUACAUUUAAAACUUAGGUUUAACUCAAUUAAUAAUAGGAGAAUAUUUACUAAUAAUAUUAUUAAUUUCAAAAUUCAGUUUUUUAGGUUAAAAAACUAGGAUUUAUUGAAAAAAUUCAAAUUAAAAAAAAUGUGGAAAAUUAUUUAUUCAUAACUUAAAGAGUCAAGAAUAGCAUGGGAUUUGACCUUUAAGAUAGUGUUGAAGUAAUUGCACAAAGAAAAAUAUUAAAGCAAGAAAGAGAUUAAAUUCAUCUGAAAUUAAAGAAUUUGAUAGCAAAUAAAAAUAAAAUAAACGAUAAUAUAAGGAAAAUAUAAAUAUAUUAAAGUAGGAUUGAAGAGUCAUCAAACUUUGAAUUUUAUGAAUUCAUAACUGAAUGUAAACGAGAAUUUCACCCUAAUGAAGGAAUGUACUUUACAAAUUGUUUAAAAUGUAAUAAAACAUGUUGUGAAAUCUGUCAUGUUAAAAAUGAACACUUAGCAAAUUGCAUUUAAAUGAUCCAAAUUAAAAAUUAAAUGAUUUGUUAAUCCUGUAGUUGUUUAUUAGAUAAACAUAUAAAUGAAAAAUAUAGAUGGAGUUUUACAACUGAAUAAAUAAAAAGAAUAAAUUAAUCUCUUUAAAGAGAGAAUGAAAAUGCUAAAUCUCAAUUUGAAAAGCUUAACCAAAUUCUUGCUAAUCUAUAAAAAGCUUUGCUUGAAAUUUAGGAAGAUAUUAAAAUAACUCUAAUUUAGAUGAAAAAAUGUUUUGAAACUUUAUUGUCUUCAGCGUUAUACACAGUUGAUAUUUAGGACGAAGAAGCUUAUGAUUUUAUAUUAAGAUUAUAUCCAGAAUAUAGGGAAGCUUUUUAGGAAUUUUAGACUUAGGAAGAAAUGAAAGUUAGUUAAAAGAUCAGGAAAGAUAUCAAAGACAAAAAGCUGUUAAUUUCUUAAACAUUGUUAAGUAUCAAAACAUAGUAGUUCUAGGAUAAACCAUACUAAAGAUUUUGA
Paramecium octaurelia is the source of this 1995-nucleotide messenger RNA. The record is from the annotation of a GenBank genome assembly. Lineage: Eukaryota; Ciliophora; Oligohymenophorea; Peniculida; Parameciidae.